Penicillium psychrosexuale is the source of this 1245-nucleotide messenger RNA. RefSeq lists its product as uncharacterized. Gene Ontology annotation, cellular component: endoplasmic reticulum membrane. Bases 1 to 1245 code for a protein of 414 amino acids. Gene Ontology annotation, biological process: farnesyl diphosphate metabolic process; ergosterol biosynthetic process. The record is from RefSeq and is a predicted model, not a curated record. Lineage: Eukaryota; Fungi; Ascomycota; Eurotiomycetes; Eurotiales; Aspergillaceae. The transcript has 4 exons. Gene Ontology annotation, molecular function: squalene synthase [NAD(P)H] activity.
AUGGAUCUCAUAUCGGAUAUUCUUUACUUUGCGCUUCGCCCGAACCAGCUUCGCACGAUAAUCCAAUGGAAACUGCGGCGUCAUCCUAUCCACGAGAGAAAUAAACAGCAGGAGUCUUCAACCAAAAUCUGUUUCGACUUCCUGGAUCAAACCGGUCGCAGCUACAGUCCCGUUGUCAAGGAACUGCAUCCCGAGCUACGUUUGCCCACGACACUUCAAUCCCCCCUCGAGACAAAAGUGCCGCUCCUUCGAAACUUCAAAGAUGUCCUGGAGCAGGAUGGGUGGACCUUCACCGGCAAUCGUUCCGAAGAAAAGGACCGCGAGCUAUUAGUGCAGUUCGAUAACGUGGUUGCUGAAUUUCGGCAAAUGAAACCUGUCUAUCAAGCGAUCAUCAAGGAUACCACUGAUAAAAUGGGGAAUGGCAUGGCCGAUUUCGCGGAAAAGGCGGCUGUUGGAGAUAUAGCCGUCAAUACGAUUGAAGAGUACGACCUCUAUUGCUGGUAUGUAGCUGGCUUGGUCGGCGAGGGCCUAACCCGCCUAUUUGUCGAAGCUGAUCUGGCGGAUGCAAGUGUGAUCAAUCAGUCUCACCUGCAAAAGUCCAUGGGCCUCUUACUGCAAAAGAACAAUAUCAUUCGCGAUAUCCGUGAAGAUAAUGAUGACGGUCGACAAUUUUGGCCGAAAGAGAUUUGGUCCAAGCACGUCGAGAAUUUCGAAGACCUGUUCAAACCCGAGAAUCACGAGCUGGCCCUUAAAUGCAGCUCUGAGAUGGUGUUGGAUGCUCUGAGACAUAUGACUGAUUGUUUGUCGUAUCUUGCUGGCUUGCGCGAGCAGAGCGUGUUCAGAUUUUGUGCUAUUCCCCAAUCUAUGGCGAUGGCUACACUGGAGUUAUGUUUCCGCAACCCGGCUCUCUUCGAACGAAAUAUCAAAAUCACCAAGAGGGAGGCGAUUGGACUUGUCGUCGAAUCUGGUGCAGGUCUUCAGGGGGUGUGCAAGGUCUUUUGUCGUUUUGUCCACCGAAUUAAACAGAAGAAUGACCCCAGAGAUCCCAAUUACUUGGAGAUCAAGACUGCAUGCGAACAGAUUGAGAGAUUUGCUGAAUCUCUAAAGCCCCAGAGCGUCAGACUUGCGAAUAGCAGGAAUGAGACUUGGUUCACUGCUGGACGAGUCCUUACUAUCAUCCCAGUCACCUCAAUUCUGGUACUAGGACUUGCUUGGCUCGUGCAAGCCAGCUUGAACCCGUCUUGA